Dioscorea cayenensis subsp. rotundata (Guinea yam) is the source of this 1275-nucleotide messenger RNA. Its product is annotated as aquaporin NIP1-1-like. The record is from RefSeq and is a predicted model, not a curated record. Gene Ontology annotation, molecular function: channel activity. Lineage: Eukaryota; Viridiplantae; Streptophyta; Magnoliopsida; Dioscoreales; Dioscoreaceae. Bases 183 to 1046 code for a protein of 287 amino acids. Gene Ontology annotation, biological process: transmembrane transport. The transcript has 5 exons. Gene Ontology annotation, cellular component: membrane.
AGUACAAAAACAGAGAGUUGAAAAGUGGUGUUCAUUGUCUCCUUCUUCUCCUCCUGCUUCCCUGGGUUUCCUUCUAUAAAUACAGCCCCAAACCCUGUGAUUUCUCUUCCAUCUUGUACUUGUUCUUGUUCUUGUUCUUGUUGUAGUUCUAGCUCUACAGACACAGAGAAAGAGAUAGAGAGAUGGGUGGGAAGGGAGAGAACUCAGUGAGUAGUAAUGGCAUGCAAGAAAGGGCCAUGGAGGAAGGGGAUGGUGGUGAAGUAGGAGUCACUGUAAACCAUGUUUUUGCUACUUCUGAGGACAGAGCUUCUUCUUUCUCAUUCUCAGUUCCUUUUCUUCAGAAGAUAAUUGCCGAGGUUUUCGGUACUUAUUUUCUGAUAUUCGCCGGCUGUGGAUCGGUGACGGUGAACCUUAGCAAGGGUACUAUCACAUUCCCCGGCAUUUGUGUCGUUUGGGGGCUUGCCGUUAUGGUCAUGGUUUACGCCGUUGGCCACAUCUCCGGCGCACAUUUUAACCCGGCUGUCACCAUUGCUUUUGCUACCUGUGGCCGAUUUCCAUGGAAACAGGUACCCGUCUAUGUAUCGUCUCAGUUAGUAGGAUCAACACUUGCAAGCGGGACUCUUCGUUUGUUGUUCGGAGGGAAGCACGAGCAUUUCCCAGGAACAAUUCCUGCCGGAUCUGAUUUGCAAUCUCUUGUUCUCGAAUUCAUAAUCACCUUCUAUCUUAUGUUUGUCAUCUCCGGCGUUGCAACAGAUAAUCGUGCUAUCGGAGAAUUGGCCGGCUUGGCUGUCGGAGCUACUGUUCUAUUGAAUGUUCUUGUUGCCGGGCCAAUAUCCGGGGCAUCGAUGAAUCCUGCAAGAAGUCUCGGCCCUGCAAUUGUGUCGAACCGAUAUGAAGCGAUGUGGGUGUACAUUGUAGGACCAACUGCAGGGGCGAUCGCCGGAGCUUGGGCUUACAACCUCAUUCGAUUCACUAACAAGCCGCUUCGCGAAAUUACCAAGAGUGGAUCCUUUCUAAGAAGCAUGGGAAGAAAUGGUUCUAAUUAAAGAGCACAAUGCAAAUCAUCAUCAUCAUCAUCAUCAUCAUCUGCUGUUGUGUCCUUGUCAUUAAAUAGAGUAUAAGAUAUAGAUAAAUACAGAAAAUAAUAAUAAUAUAUGUUUCGACUUUCCGUGAUGAAAUUAUAUUUCAAAAAAGAAUUAUAAUGACUUGUUACUUUGUGUUUGUUGAAGGGAUUUCUCUUUCAAUCAAUGUAUCUGUUGUUGAAUUUGGGUUGUU